AUGGGUGUCUAUAGGUUAAGAAUCGGGUCAUGGAACGUAGGUACAUUGACGGGUAAGUCUAUAGAGUUGGCGAAGAUUCUCCAGAAGAGGAGGGUUAAUAUAGUGUGUGUCCAGGAGACAAGGCGGGUAGGGUCGAGGUCGAAGGAUGCGGACGGGUAUAAACUUUGGUACUCAAGAGUCCAGAGAGGUAAGAAUGGAGUGGGUAUCUUGGUAGAUAGGGAACUUAGAGAGUCUGUGGUUGAGGUUAGACAAGUGAAUGAUAGAUUAAUGGUUAUUAAGUUGGUGGUCGAAGAGUACACCCUAAACGUCGUUAGCGCCUAUGCGCCGCAUGCGGGCCUAGAUGAGGAGGUUCCGCCUAUUGAGAAGCUAUUCAAUGGAGGGCAUUUCAAUGGUCAUAUUGGGCGACCAGGUGGUUAUGGCGAGGUGCAUGGAGGCUUUGGUUUUAGGGAGAGGAACAAGGGAGGUACCUCGCUGUUGGACUUCCCUAGGGAUUUUGGGUUGGUGAUUGCGAAUUCUAGCUUUCCGAAGAGGAAGGAGCAUUUGGUUACUUUUCAAAAUGCGGUAGCAAAGACUCAGAUUGACUAUCUCCUCCUGAGGAAGUCUCACAGAGGAAUUAGGCCAUGUGUAGUUCCGGACCCACCGGAGAAUGAAGCCGAUGGAGUUGUUAUAGGAGUGGUAGCCAGUUUCAGCAAGGGUUCUUUUGCGAAGGGUAAUGUCCGACGGAGUUAUGGUUGUGAGUCUGGAGUGUAA
Molecule: messenger RNA, 750 nt
Organism: Nicotiana attenuata
Lineage: Eukaryota; Viridiplantae; Streptophyta; Magnoliopsida; Solanales; Solanaceae
Exons: 3
Coding region: 1-750 (249 amino acids)
Biological process (GO): chromatin remodeling
Cellular component (GO): nucleus
Molecular function (GO): catalytic activity
Source: RefSeq, a predicted model, not a curated record